AUGCCGGGAAAAGGAAGUAGCCUCCGGGAGGACACGAGGACGGCCUCCCGCGGGCACGCCGUGCGUCGCAGCGGCCCGGGGACGCCUGGAACGCGUGCGGUGUGGCCCCCCGGACAACAUAUCGAACCCGCGCCGCGCGGUGACGCCCCCGAGGCUCAGCCCCCCAGACGGAACAACUUUCCCAAAACAUCCUCUCAGACUCUUAGAGUGGAAGAAAGCCUGAGGUUUUUUGGGAUGUUUACCUGCCCGAUGUGUGAGAGGCGUUUCCUUCAUGCCAGUAAACACCUGAAGACUGCCCACCUGGUCUUCAACAAGGAGGAAAAGAAAAUAUUGGUGAACCACGCCAUUGGGAGGGUAGCAUACCGUACCGCUAAGUGCGCUGUCAGUGGUUGUAGUUACCAACAGACCAGGCUGGAUCGACACUUAAAGGAGACGCACCUCGAGCUUGAACCGUAUCAGCUGCAGGCCAAGAUUGAGGAGGUCAAGAUGUCGCAGACCAUCGAGCUACUUCGGGCGCUCAGGGCCUCCAACCCCACUCCGAUGGUGUCGUCUCUCGACCUCGUUGAAGAGAUGCAGGAGCACAUUGUCGAUGUGUCCCCUCCUCAACAGUCACCGGAGCCAACGUGUGGAGACCCUGAGUGCGUGCAGAGAACCCACAUCUUGAAGCGAGAGAUCAAAACACUGCGGUUUGAAAAGCGGCAGCAGAUGGAUGACAUCAACGACCUCAGGGCAAAGGUCCAGGUUCUUGAGCGCCGGGUGCGACGUUACAAGGCCCCCUUCAUGUCCAGUGGGAGACCACACUUGGAGCCAAUGUGUGAUGAAGAGGAGGCCGGGCCGUCCAAAAGGGUGCCUGCACGACAGCCAGUCCCGCUGGAGGAGCAGCCAGUCCCGCUGGAGGAGCAGCCAAUCCCGCUGGAGGAGCAGCCAAGUCUUCAGGUGGAAAAGGUGCAGCCGCCCCAGCAGCAGGAGGCUCCUGUUCCCCGUAAAAAGUCCCGCAAAGAGAAGCAUCCGGGGACAACACCAAUUAAAGGGUACGCACCCUGGAGUGAGGGCUCGGGACGUGGGAACCGGAUGCGGUUUAUCCCUCUCCCCCCCACCAUGGAAGAGUACCUGGAUACAUAUCGGGACUUCCAUGCUGGACUGAACCCCACUCGCAAAGUUCUGGAGAACGCCAAGAGCAAAGUAAGCCGUGUCAAGACGUUCAUCUUCUAUAUGGCACACGGCCACUCCAGGCUCUGUGACUGGCUGUUCCUCGACGACAUGGCGAGGAUUCGAGGCUGGGUGCGGUCCCUGGUGAGGGGGGCCAAAAUGAAGGUGACCACCGCAGAAUUCUAUCUAAAAAAAUGUGGCAAACUUUGUUAAGUUUGUC
Messenger RNA from Melanotaenia boesemani (Boeseman's rainbowfish), 1369 nucleotides. RefSeq lists its product as uncharacterized. The transcript has 6 exons. Lineage: Eukaryota; Metazoa; Chordata; Actinopteri; Atheriniformes; Melanotaeniidae. The record is from RefSeq and is a predicted model, not a curated record. Bases 1 to 1362 code for a protein of 453 amino acids.